Zygosaccharomyces rouxii is the source of this 1452-nucleotide messenger RNA. RefSeq names its product beclin 1 (gene VPS30). The record is from RefSeq and is a predicted model, not a curated record. The transcript has a single exon. The coding region runs from base 1 to 1452 and encodes 483 amino acids. Gene Ontology annotation, cellular component: phosphatidylinositol 3-kinase complex, class III, type I; phagophore assembly site; phosphatidylinositol 3-kinase complex, class III, type II. NCBI's taxonomy places the organism in Eukaryota, Fungi, Ascomycota, Saccharomycetes, Saccharomycetales, Saccharomycetaceae. Gene Ontology annotation, biological process: cellular response to nitrogen starvation; autophagy; autophagosome assembly.
AUGAGGAACUCUGAUGAGACGGGACUCAAAUGUCAGAAUUGUCAACUUCCCUUAGAGAUUGACAGUUCCCUAUUGGAUUUAAGUUUGGCUCAGAGGGAUAUGUUAGUUAACUUCAGCAAUGACUACAACCCAAAUAAUUACAACAUUCCUACUGACAGGUUGCAUAGAUUAAACAAAGUAGUUUCACCAACAGAAUUGAAUAUCCAGAACUCCAUACUAGAUUCUUAUGUGUUCUUACAAGAUGGUUCUCACGAUGAACACCCCUCGAGUCAAAGAUCACUCGACGCUUCUUCGCAAACUACAUUUCGUGAAGAGGAUUCUGGUGAUGAGCCUGAUGAUAACCAACCAUCUUCUCCUACGGCUAGAACCCUUUCCACACAAGUUACGGCGCUUGCCAAUGUAUUUAACGUACUAUCAUCCAAGACUAAUAUCGACUACCCUGUAUGUCAGGACUGUUGCAAUAUACUGAUCCAACGUUUACAGAGUGAGUAUGAUGAUGCAACAAAGGAAAGAGAUACUUAUACCCAAUUUCUAUCAAGAAUUGAGAAACAGAAACAACUAUCAUCUUCGGAUUCGCCGGAUAUAACUUCAGAGGAGAUCAAUCAAUUGAAAUUGGAAAGGGAGAAGCUGUUCAAAGAGUUAUUACAGUUGGAGCAUCAGGACGAAGAACUGGACCAAGAGAUUAUAAGCUUACAGUCUAAUUUGAAAGACAAAAUUCAACAUGAGAAUGAAGACUUGAGGAAAAAGAACAUUGAAGAUUUAGAGCAAUUGGAAUUCUCUAAAGAGGUACGUUCGUUGAAGAACCAGCACGAGCUUACAUUGAAUAACCUUGAUAAACUGCGCAAAGUUAAUAUUUACAACGAGACGUUUAAGAUAUCCCAUGAAGGUCCUUUUGGUGUCAUCAAUGGACUAAGAAUUGGCGGCUUUGACAAUACGACAGUUCCUUGGCAUGAAAUAAACGCUGGUUUAGGCCAAGUAGUUCUUCUGCUGGCGACCAUAUGUGCUAGACUAAAGAUUAAACUAGAUGAUUACAAAUUACAACCAAUGGGAUCCUUUUCCACAAUAUCCAAAUUUAUACAAGAGACUCAAGAAUGGGAGAAUUACGAAGUCUACAGCAAUGAAAACUUUAGACUGGGAAAAAUCUUCCGUAAAGAAACUACUUUUGACAAAGCCAUGGUGUCUAUUCUAGCGAUAAUUCAACAAAUGGCGAUUUGGCUAUCGAGAUCAAAUGCGACUUCAGCAACAGAUGAUCAAUCUCCAAACAAAUCAGUUGAUGAUGGUAUUGAUCUACCAUAUUUAAUGCACAAGGACAAGAUAAAUGGUAAUUCUGUUAAAUUAUUUGGUGCCAAGCCGGGGAUUGAAUGGACAAUUGCAAUGAAAUUUUUACUAACUAAUGCGAAAUGGCUCCUGGCAUUCUCAUCCAGCCGUUUGGUGCAAUCUUCACCGGCUUGA